GGCGUAAGUAAGUAAGUAAGUAAUUAUACAGAAUAAAAUAUCACCCAAGAAAACAAAAGAAAUCCUACAUUGAGUAGUUAUAACAUCGAAUCAAAACUGAAGUAAUUUUGAACAAAAACUCAUAAUGAGUAAAUCAAAUCGUAAAUUGACUUUUGAUUCCAUCAUAUCAAUUUGUAACCAAAUCACUUAUUCUGUUGUUUUUUAAAAUGUUCGCUUAACCAAAGUUCAUUGAAGCGAUUGAUGAAUUUCGCCAUAAAUUUGUGUAAUUUUAUUGAACCGUUAUUAAUACUGAACAUUCGAAUAAUUUCAUUUAAAGUUGGAAUUAGUGAUUGUGGAAUGUGAAUUGUUCACAAAUCUCCAUUGCAGUUAGUUAAACGAUGAUGAAAUUGGCAUUUGAUAAUGUGUCAAAUGUAACCUGUCAGAAAAAUUCUACUUGCAUAUUUCUUUGUUAUGCAACACCAGUUGUUCUCAGUGGUAUCAUAUUAACAUUUAUAGGUUUACUUAUUGGAUUAAUAAUCAUAUUGAUUAAAAAACUACAUUCGACAUCCAUAAUGAACAGUAUCUUCAUGGUUAUAACGUUUAUAAUUUUGAUCAUUGGUGUUGGAUUACUAAAUUUACAUACAAAAUGGUAUGAAAUAAUUAUUUCUGUAACUGUGGAUACCACGAUGGCCAGCCUAGCGAUUUUACUGGGUGUAAAGCUACGAGUUCCAGAAAGAAAAUUGGAGAUAAUCUUGUUCUCGAUAUGGUGUGUGUUUGGGGGAAUUGGAAUCAUAUUAUUGAUUAUAGGGGCAACACUUCAUAACCAUUAUGUACUAGAUGCAUCCUGGAUAAGUUGGUGGUGUGCGAUGUUAAUUGUGAUUGUAUGCACAGCAUAUUAUUUGUGUAGAUCCGGUAAAGAAGAACAGUCUCAUGUUCUGUACAUUAUUUUCUUAUGGUUUUAUGAAUACAUAGCCCUAAUUGUCCUUUCACAAUUUAGUUUGAAUUCAUUCAUCGAUUGUCAUUGGAACAGUGGGAAGACUGAAUGAGACAAUGAUUGAUUAUGAUGAAUAGAUGGUAUUUCAUUGAAUGUUUUUAUAUGUUUGAAGAUUAUUGUAAAUGGCUUUGUUAUUUGUAAUAGAUGUUUUGUUAAAUAGA
Schistosoma mattheei is the source of this 1134-nucleotide messenger RNA. The record is from the annotation of a GenBank genome assembly. Lineage: Eukaryota; Metazoa; Platyhelminthes; Trematoda; Strigeidida; Schistosomatidae.